AUGGCGAACGCUACCUCUACUGUCACUUCAUCGGUACAGAGCUCCGAAAGUAGCGGUUCAAGAACGUGGAGUGCAUCUGCUUCUACCAUCACAGCAAUUACAAGCACUGAAACUUCCUCCAAGAAUAACACAUGGACGUUGAGUUCUGCCGCAACACCAACGACUUCUUUAAAUCCUCCAGCUGCAAAUUUCACCCAGGUAACUCGAACAGCUGCCAUCGCAGAAGCAACAUGCUACCACCUCCCUCAAGAUUUCAAUAUUGAAGAUGAACGUCGUCGAGCAACGCUGCACAACGAAGAAAUCAAGAAGGGUAACACGACGUUUCCUUCCACAUACAUUGAAUCUGUCAGCUUCAAUUCCGACGGCGUCGAUCCCGUCUUUCUCACCUUGAGAGAUGCAUCAAACGGCACAUACCACAUGGAUAUAUCAAAUGGAAGCUACGUGUCAGUCGUGGACUCUCAGUAUAAUGCCAUGCUUAUUGACGAGCAAGGCAUUCACUUCUCCACCAAGAGCUGCGCAUACGACGUCUCCAUUACAAUCAAGGACAUGUAUCAGCAAUUGGAAAGACUGUCGGGAGAAGUAUGCUCCAAGGUGGUCUCCUCCAAGCGCAUGGAAGAAUCGAGUUUCGAGCAAAUCCUCUAUCUCAAGGACCAGUGCAGCGGAGGCAUCAAACGAACGCUUCGCAAGUAUCCGACUCUCCGUAUAGGUGAUUCGGACUGCAUUGAUACGGAUAUUGAUUCAUCGACGGGCAAAUGGACAUUUACGUGUACAUUCCCCGGCUCAGAUUCUGGCAAUAGCAAGUGUCGAGCUGCAGUGAACAAGGACAUUGUUCGGUUCCUACUUACAGACCCGUUUGGCGGUGCGUGUCCAGACUUGUCCACCGUGGUGACGACUCUCGAGACAACAGCACAGGAUAUGCUUAGUGCCAGUUCGCUCAAAGAGGACCUGUAUAAGCUGGAUCUUGAUGGUAUGCAAAAAGGAGUGGUGGAUGAUGUGGUCGAAAAAUACAGCCAGCUCUGGGGUAUCUUCAAACAGGCCUUGUCGAAAGGCAGGAAGAUUGCGUUCGGCAAGUUAAGCGCAUUGGAACUGUACAUCGAGGCGUAUAACAAAAUGCGCAGUUUCGAAGGCGACAUUUGCGAUGAUCUACAUGACGGCGAUCUUCCCUUCAACAUGAGUCUUCAGGCGGGCGUAACAUCUAUUGCUUCAAUUACGUCCCUGAAGGCAGCGCCGGAAUCGCCCAAGCCAUUCAAUAUUACUGUUCAAGAUCCAACUCAAAUAGCUUGCUGCAAGAAUGGUAGCAAAUCUUCAUUUGAUGGAUCGAAGGGUGCCUGCUCCUAUCCAGGAAAUGCUACAAUUGGGAAGUCGGGCUGCAUGUGUGGCCAGACGGCAGGGGGAGCUUCCAUUGCUUUCGAGUACAUGGAAUGUGCCAACUUUGUGAGCCAGUGCGAGUUUGACGAUGAUUGUGCGAGUGCAGGAUAUAAGAAGUACAAGUGUCUUACUGGGAGUUGUUGUGGACGUGGUGUUUGUUUCGAUCCGUAUGCUUGUUCGCAGAAGGGAGUGAAGUUGGUAUAA
Molecule: messenger RNA, 1572 nt
Organism: Pochonia chlamydosporia 170
Lineage: Eukaryota; Fungi; Ascomycota; Sordariomycetes; Hypocreales; Clavicipitaceae
Product: nuclear condensin complex subunit Smc4
Exons: 1
Coding region: 1-1572 (523 amino acids)
Source: RefSeq, a predicted model, not a curated record